GUUUGGCACGGACGCUGUGGUGAUGGAGACCACUCGCACGUUUUUGCCUUACCGGCGGGGGAAAGAGCGCAUUGCUGCGACCUUCUUCCCUUCCCAAGCUCCUCAUGGAAACCCUACCUCCGACUUUGAACCUAUUAUUCCGGUCAUCUCUGGAAAGUGCGCCCUCUUUCCGUUCUCCUCGCGUUUCACUUUUACGGAGAUUCUUCAUCGGAUGCCGCUUCGUUGCGUCCGCUGCCGGAGGAUUUUGCGCCGGUAACAGAAGAGAGGAAGGCCCUUCGUUGAAGUUCUCGCCCAGUGCAUUUCCAAUCUCUGGAGCUGAGGAUUCUUUAUUGAGUUUUAUCAAUGGCAAAAUGAAGGCGACCGAUGUAGCUCAUUCAAUCUGGAAGAUUGUCAUUCGAGGAGGAGAUACAGUUGUUGAUGCCACUUGUGGCAAUGGCUAUGAUACUAUUGCAUUGCUCAAACUGGUAGCUGAUGAUUCAAGGAGGGGUUGUGUUCAUGGUUUGGAUAUUCAGAGUUCUGCAUUAGAGAAUACUUGUUAUUUGUUGAGAGAAUCUGUUGCUGAGAAACAGAGGGAAUUGGUUAAGCUGCACUUACUAUGUCACAGCAGGAUGGAGGAUAUUUUACCAAAAGAUGCCGCUGUCAGGCUCAUAGCUUUCAACUUGGGAUAUCUUCCAGCGGGUGAUAAGGCCAUUAUUACAAAACCACAUACGACAUUAUUUGCAUUGCAAGCUGCAAGUAGGAUAAUAGCUUCUGGUGGACUUAUCAGCAUUGUGAUUUAUAUUGGUCAUCCUGGUGGAAGGGAAGAGCUUGAAGCCGUCCUUUCAUUUGCAUCCAGCCUAGCUGUUGAAGGCUGGAAUUGCUUCAAAUUUGAAACUGCAAACAGAUCAACUGGACCAGUUCUUGUCUUCAUAAUCAAGAAAUAAUAGGUCUGAUGUUCAAGUUCAUUACUGAAAUGUUGUUGGAUUGGAGGGCUCGAAGACGCUCAAGACUCUGUGCUACUAGUCUGCUUCAGUGGAACAAUUAUUACGUCCUCUGAUCGGACGUAGAGAGGACGUAGAUCUACGUCCGGUCAGAGGCUUAUUACUCAAUUUUUGCUUGGUAUUUGAUCGGUAUUGAUAGGUAUUGUUUGAUAAUAUGGAGGAAUACUACUCCGGGAAGACCAAUACCGAGUUA
This is a messenger RNA of Dendrobium catenatum, 1173 nucleotides long. RefSeq names its product putative rRNA methylase YtqB. The transcript is spliced from 6 exons. The record is from RefSeq and is a predicted model, not a curated record. Lineage: Eukaryota; Viridiplantae; Streptophyta; Magnoliopsida; Asparagales; Orchidaceae. The coding region runs from base 105 to 923 and encodes 272 amino acids.